AUGGACAUACCACAAGAGGACAGAAAUCCCAAUUCUGAAGUGUUAUAUACAGUUGACAUUGACACACAAAAAGUCAAUAUUGUGGUAGAUAACGAUACAACUGGGAAAAUAGAUAUGGCUAAUGAGCCACCGGUCACAAAUGGUACAGAAGGUGUUAAGCCUACAGAUUUUGAGCCGAAUAAUAAGUACUUGUAUGAUGACCCUGUUGAUAUUGAACCAAUAGAUAUAACAGAUGAUGAUACCGGUGAUGUUGAUAAUAUUGUUAACACUGCUGACAAUGUAGAUGUUUUUGAAGUUGAUGAAUGGAUAUUGGAUACUCAGCAAGAACAGGUUGAGAACAAAGGUGAAGAGAACGAAGCAGACAAAAGCUCAACUAAGCAACCAGUGAAUGCACAGUCAAGAGAGACUCAGACUACACCAAUCAAUGUAAGUGCAGUUGCAAAUGUAAAUAUUACUACUGAGGAUAAUCAAAAGGAUUCAAAUGAUAAGGAAGAGGAAGCAUCGGUGAAAGAACAAACUGUUGAAAAUCCACAACCGGUCAAAGACACAACUAAGGAAGAGGAGAUUGAAAAAUAA
Messenger RNA from Cryptomeria japonica (Japanese cedar), 576 nucleotides. RefSeq lists its product as uncharacterized. The record is from RefSeq and is a predicted model, not a curated record. The transcript is spliced from 2 exons. NCBI's taxonomy places the organism in Eukaryota, Viridiplantae, Streptophyta, Pinopsida, Cupressales, Cupressaceae. Bases 1 to 576 code for a protein of 191 amino acids.